AAGGCAAUUUUUUUUACAAAUAAGGAAGAGAGAUAACAAAAUAAAUUGUUAUAAAAAGCUGACAGUCGAUACGUGUUUCAUACAGUCAGAGAGAGACGAAAGAGCCAUGAGAUCCAGUCUACUCACAGCCUUAAUUUUCACCCUGGUUACAGGGAUGGUAUUAGCUGCACCAGAAGGGCUAAUUUCACAGGAGCCUGUGUGUUCCAGGUAUUUGAAUACGUAUUGUGCCCGAGAGUACACCCCGGUAUGUGGAACAGAUGGAUACACCUAUGGAAGUGAAUGUCAUUUGUGCUGGGAAAAUAAUCACAGAACGGAGAAAGUCCAAAUUAGAAAAAAUGGACACUGCUGAUCGGCAGCUGAAGACGAAUGCAUCCCUCUCCUACUCCCUACGCCUGUAAUUGAAAUAAACUAUAAUUCUGCUUACUGCUGAGAAAACUGGAUUAUGAGACAAUACAUUACAUUAAGAAAUGGAAUUCUAACAGUGCGGUCUUCUUUCCGAAUUCUCGUUUUAAAAUAUACCUUUUUAUUGGCUUUAGCAUUUAAACAAUACAUUGUGCUUAAAUGACAUAGGAAUUGCAAACCAAUAU
Pelobates fuscus (common spadefoot toad) is the source of this 587-nucleotide messenger RNA. Its product is annotated as serine protease inhibitor Kazal-type 1-like. Bases 107 to 349 code for a protein of 80 amino acids. Lineage: Eukaryota; Metazoa; Chordata; Amphibia; Anura; Pelobatidae. The transcript has 4 exons. Gene Ontology annotation, molecular function: protein binding. The record is from RefSeq and is a predicted model, not a curated record.